CUGCCAGAAUGUUCAAAAUACCCCUUACUUUGUUGGCACACGGCUUGCCAUUACCAAAGGUGUUCCAGUAAUUUGACCAACAUACUGUUGCCGUAAGCAUGUACAGGUAUCCCUUCACGUAAGUACCCACGGGAAUUUGCAAGGUGGAGAAAACAAGAAUGCUCAAUGCAGUAUAAGCCUCUCAGACUCGAAGGUUGAUCAAGAGGGCUUCCUCCGGCAGAAGCUUCUGCUUUCAGGCAUAUAACUGCAGCUCGCUAGGUGAUUAUGGGUAUGAUUCGACAGUAGUGGCGAUGGUACUUUUUCCAUCCUUUCUUGAUGGGCUGACCCGAUCUGAAUCCCUCAAGAAAGGCAAGAAUUAUGAGAAUGAUGUUGGAAGGGAAACUGCGAAAACAAUAGCAAAGGAAGCCAGGAAGAAUGAGUUGAUAUUGAGUUCUUCUGGCACCGUUAAGUCCAACAAAUCCAACAACUUUGCAUCAGUAUGCUCUAAGAGAGGGAAGAAGGGAAUAAAUCAGGACUGCUUAAUUGUUUGGGAGGAGUUUGGAUGUCAAGAAGACAUGAUCUUUUGUGGGAUUUUUGAUGGGCAUGGCCCAUGGGGACACCUUGUAUCCAAAAGGGUCAGGAAAUCAGUGCCUACUUCUUUGCUGUGCAAUUGGCAAGAAUCUAUAGCUUCGACCUCACUGGACCUGGAUCCUAAAAUAGAAGUGGAUAGAAAUCUUAAUCGGUUCAAUAUAUGGAAGCAAUCCUACUUAAAAACUUAUGCUGCCGUUGACCAGGAGCUUAAGCAUCAUCCCCGAAUCGAUUCUUUUCAUAGUGGUACUACAGCUCUGACGAUUGUUAAACAGGGGGAAAACCUUGUCAUUGCAAACGUUGGAGAUUCUAGGGCUGUAUUGGCAACUUCCGAUGAUGCUGGCCAUUUGGUACCACUUCAGCUUAGCAUUGACUUCAAGCCCAAUUUACCUCAGGAGGCUGAGCGAAUAGCAGAUUUCAAGGGACGAGUCUUUUGCUUACAAGAUGAACCUGGAGUGUACAGGAUCUGGAAGCCUAAUAGUCAGACAACAGGACUAGCGCUAUCAAGAGCUUUGGGUGACUACUGCCUAAAGGACUUUGGGCUUAUUUCUGUGCCAGAUGUGACACAGAGGAAUAUAACCAGCAGAGACAAAUUUGUCAUCUUGGCAACAGAUGGGAUAUGGGAUGUUAUUUCCAACCAAGAAGCUGUACAAAUUGUGUCUUCAACACCUGAUAGGGAAAAAUCAGCAAAAAGGCUUGUGGAGUGCGCUGUCCGUGGAUGGAAACACAAGAAGCGAGGCAUUGCGAUGGAUGACAUCUCAGCUAUUUGCCUCUUCUUUCACACUCCAUCCCCUCAACCAAUCCCCGAUGUGCAUGUCUCAAAAUGAUUGCUUAUUUCCCUUGUCUUAGCAGUGAUCAUCAAAAUUGUCGAACGUCAAAUAAUCAGGUUGCAUGGGCCCUUGUCCUCCAAAUGUAAUCUUUGUACUAAAUCUGUCGACUGUCAUGAAUACAGAGUUUGAACUGUCCAA
Juglans microcarpa x Juglans regia is the source of this 1535-nucleotide messenger RNA. RefSeq names its product probable protein phosphatase 2C 34. Lineage: Eukaryota; Viridiplantae; Streptophyta; Magnoliopsida; Fagales; Juglandaceae. Gene Ontology annotation, biological process: protein dephosphorylation. Gene Ontology annotation, molecular function: protein serine/threonine phosphatase activity. Bases 291 to 1394 code for a protein of 367 amino acids. The transcript has 6 exons. The record is from RefSeq and is a predicted model, not a curated record.